Messenger RNA from Gekko japonicus, 2574 nucleotides. It is a transcript of the gene SYTL5, whose product is annotated as synaptotagmin like 5. Gene Ontology annotation, cellular component: exocytic vesicle; plasma membrane. Gene Ontology annotation, biological process: exocytosis; intracellular protein transport. The record is from RefSeq and is a predicted model, not a curated record. NCBI's taxonomy places the organism in Eukaryota, Metazoa, Chordata, Lepidosauria, Squamata, Gekkonidae. The transcript has 18 exons. Gene Ontology annotation, molecular function: phospholipid binding; small GTPase binding; neurexin family protein binding. Bases 1 to 2283 code for a protein of 760 amino acids.
AUGUCUAAAAAUUUGGAGAUAAUCAAUUUGUCAUUUUUAUUGGAACAUGAAAAGGAAAUUAUAUUGGGGGUUCUGAAGAGAGAUGAGUAUUUGAAAAAAAUUGAAGAUAAGAGAAUCAGGAAAUUAAAGAACGAGUUACUGGAAGCAAAACGGAAAGGUGGACGGCGUUGCCAACAGGAGAGCAGUCGGAUCUGCGUUCGCUGUCAAAAAAAUCUGGGCUUAAUUUUUGAUAGAGGAGACCUGUGCCAAAAAUGCAGACUUAGAGUGUGCAACAAAUGUCGUGUUGUAGCGAUUGAUGGCAGCUGGAAAUGCACUGUAUGUGCUCAGAUUGCGCACCUUCGGAUAGUAACUGGUGAAUGGUUUUUUGAAGAGAGAGCAAAGCGUUUCAAACAGUCCAGCUUCCUUGGUACUGAUGUCAUCAGACGGUCCAUCGUACGCAAAGGCCCUGAUUCGUCCUCUGACCUGGGAGCAGGAGGAAAACCCAAAGAUCAGUCACAGGCUAGCAUAGAAGAUACAUCAAAUCAAGACAUGCCAGCUUCUUUUUCUAGUGGGAUAAAAUCAGUCAUCAGUGGGCCCAAGAAAAAAGGCAAGAUGGUCAUCAGGGGAGUAACCAAAGGAGAACUUGUAAGUCUGAAGGCAGAAGAUGGAAGAAGCAUCAGCUCAGAUGCAGAUCUCCAGAGUAUACAUAGUGCUGACAGGGAGAGUACCUAUUCACUGGCCAUGGAGGACAUACCUGGUUGUCUGAAAGGGCCUGUUGGUUCACUAAACCGAAGCAAUGCCUCUACUCCAGUCCACCCCAGAUCACCAGCUCUGAGCACACGCAGCAUGACUGAAGAUUACAGGAGGGAUCUUGGAUUAGAAAAUGGCAUCGCUAUGUCUGCAACUGAAAGUAUACCUGUAGAUUUAGCCAAAAGACAUCAUAGGAGAGGCUCUGGAACUCCCUCUAUAGCAGUGUCUAGGACUUCCCUAUCAUCUGAUCACAGCAGAUCAGAGAGAGAUCUCAGUGGAUCCUUUUCAGAAAGCAAUGAGGAUACUUUAAGUUUAAGAAGUAAAUCUGUGCCUGGAGCAUUGGACCAGGAGCUGGAUUACCUAAAUGAGGCAGAAGAAGAUAUUGAUGACAUUGUGGCCUCUGGCUACUCAAAGGGACGGACAAAUUUAGCCAGUGGACUGUCAAUGAAUUCUCCUUCAAGUUCUGACAGGAAAUGGAGCUACUUAAAUGUUCCAGAAGCAGAUGGUGAUACUACUAGUAUUAAUAGUAUGAUGAGUGUUUACAGUGAAACUGGGGACUAUGGAAAUGUGAGGAUCAGUGGUGAAAUAUGUCUCCAAAUCAGCUACAACUACAAAACAGGAGCCCUUAACAUCGUAGUUAAAAAAUGCAAAAACUUGGCCAUUGCAGAUGAAAAGAAACAAAGAACAGAUCCCUAUGUCAAAGCAUACCUCCUACCGGACAAGUCUCGCCAAAGUAAAAGGAAGUCAAAAAUCAAAAGCAAUAGCAUCAAUCCAGAGUUCAAUGAAAUCCUGAAGUACGUCAUCAGCCAUACACAGCUUGAGACUCGGACCCUGCAGCUUUCUGUCUGGCAUUAUGACAGAUUUGGCCAUAACAGCUUUCUUGGAGAAGUGGAGAUACCUUUGGAUUCGUGGAACUUUGAGAACCAGGCAGAUGAAUGGUUUGUGCUUCAGCCCAAGGUGGAAGUUGCAGCUGAUAUUGGUCAUCACUAUAAAGGAGAGUUGAUAGUUGUCUUACGGUACAUUCCCCCUGAAAGGAACUUAACUCUUCCCCUAGGAGAGAUUCAAGGAAAGAAGAGCUCUAAGAAAGGAAAGAAGGUAAACCCACACGUGCCAUCAGGAGGCAUUUUAGAAGUUGUCAUUAAGGAAGCCAAAAAUUUAACAGCUGUGAAGUCAGGAGGCACUUCAGACACAUUUGUGAAAGGGUACCUGCUCCCAGACAACAAUAAAGCAUCAAAACACAAAACUCCUGUGAUUAAAAAGAGUGUGAAUCCCCACUGGAACCACACCUUUACUUUCGGUGGUUUGAAUCCCAGAGAUAUACACAAUGUCUGUGUAGAGCUGACUGUCUGGGACAAAGAAUCCCUUGCCAGCAAUAUCUUCCUGGGAGGCGUUCGUCUGAGCACUGGAAGUGGUUUGAGCAAUAGUAAGGAAGUUGACUGGAUGGAUUCUCACGGGGAGGAACAGCUUCUUUGGCAAAGGAUGAUUGACAGCCCUGGAGAUUUUGUGGAAGGUACACUGAUGCUGAGAUCCAGCAUGGGAAAACGCAGGAUCUAAGAGUACUGUUUAUCCAAGAAUGACUCCAAAUACAUUACUGGUAUGAUUACAGUAUGAUAAAAUGGAGUCUGUCCUGCAGUGGAGCUCCUUCAGUUAGAGUUUGCACAUGUAAGAAUGGAGAAGACAAACACUCUUCUUCAGUUUGGACUUUAAAUUUCCAGGAAUGGAUUAUAAAUGCAUUCUGCACUUUCCUAGAUCUGCAUUCUUAUCACUGCUAUACCUUGUUUAUCUGAAACACCAGUGAUACUGGUGAAAAUUACCUUCAAGACUUAUCUCCACAGAGCACAAUUA